GAUAAACUCAAUAUUGUGUAGAUACUCUCUGUUUUUAGACGACUUAAGUUGUGCGCUUCGGAAGCCUAGGUUAAUAAAUUCACGCAAGCGAAUAAAUUCAUUAAGAAUUGAUAUAACCACCUGUGGUUUUCGGUUUUUAAUAACAAUUUGAUAACAAUUGAACUAUUUAAGUGCGAGUGGUAUCCCCUUCCUUUUGAAGCUCACACCUAAAAACUUGUUUUGAGUUUACCAAGUAGAGCGAGGUGUUUGUGCGUUUGUGUAUACAUACAAACAUAUGUAAAAGUCUUCAGAAAUUCCAGCGCAACUUACAAAUUGCACUGCAGAAGCACUUGCAUUGUUAGUUUGAGAUAUUUAAAUGAUAUAAUUUAAUCGCCAAAACUGAUAACAAAUCACAGCCAUUCAAAAUGGCACUGUGCAGUAUGCCGGGCAAGGGUAACAACCGCGAUCGCAUAAGGGAUCCCCGCGAGGAGAUUCUGCUCGAGACGAACUUUGAGGACGAUGGCGGAGUGCUGACGCGUGCCUACAACGGGAAUCCGUACAAUCCGUCCAUCCAGAACCGAAGGCGCAACUCGUACCGCUCGGAUCACUCCUUGGACAGGUACACAGAGCGCGGAGGCGAAGGAGAAUGCUGCCAAUCAUGCAUGGCGCGUAUUCCCUACGCCACCCUGAUAGCGACUCUCAUGUGCCUUCUGGGAGUGGGAAUCUUCUGCUUCACCAUGUACCGAGGAGCUUCUCUCACGAUCAUCAUGUUUGACCAGGUCUUCCACCUGCGACUGAUAUGGAUCGAGGCGGUACAGAUGAUAUUUGUAAUAAUUGGAGCUGGCAUGGCGGCCCUCGGAUUUAUGAUUCUCUUCGUCGGAUUCUUGGCCACCGGUGCCACAAGAUACAAGGUUUACAGGGCGUGGCGGUCGCGAGUGGGUGGACGGAUCUCGUGCGCCGUUCUUAUGGGAAUAACCUACCUGCUAAACUUCGUCUGGAGCCUGAUCCUGUGCUUCCUGGUAGUCGUGACUUUUAUUUAUACGAUGUUCUGGAACAUGUGCUCUAGUGUGGAGCACUCUCAGAGCUGCAUUGAUUUGACACAAUUCCAUUUCAUGUUUCCGCCAAACACGAAACUCGAGGAUAUGAAGGUCUGCGAGAAGUACGAGAUAAAGGCUUUUUGCAAAGACGGAGUGGAAAACGCUGAGGUCAUGUUUAUUUUGGCCACGCUAUCCACCCUGUUGGUGCUGCUCAGCCUGGUUCACUAUCUGAUGUGCCUGUCUGCCAACUAUGCCCAUAUUAGGGAUCACGAGAAAUUCCAGGAGCUGCAGGAAAUUCAAAACCUAAACGAACUGGAGUACAGUGCUACUUCGAAGGACCGGUUCUAGGACAUAUUUCAGAAGAUUCAAUUUGAGCUUAAAGAGAAGUCCACCGCUAUUUGAGCGAUUAAUUCACCAUACAACGAACAGCGAACAAAAUUCCAACGAAACCACACAAGCUAUAGUUAAGACUUUUUGUUUAGACCUAAGAUUAAAGUUGAUUUUGAAGUUUAGCAUGUUCAUUCAAUGAGUUAGUGGCUGCAACUAUAUUUUAUGUUUAAAAAUUUCCAUAUAAGUAAGCAGUUCUAUCUAGCGAAAUCUGCCAAAUGAAAAGAUCCCACUGACAUGCUGCUUUUUAUAUUAUGCACUCUUUUACUAACAUUAUUUUCCGUCCAUUAUAUUAAGUUACUUAAGCUUACUUUUGUCACUUUGUUUCUGUUUGUCAUAACCCUGCUAGAAUUAAUCCAUACAGGUAAAUCCACAUAAACGACAAAUGCUUAUGCUCAAAUUGAUUCUUCUGAAUUGCCGAAUGCAUUUUAUUAAAAUACCAAUACGUUAGUUAAUCGCAACUUAUCAUUAUAUAGUGUAAUCCAUCCGUGCAUGAUUUACCUUUCAGAUCUGUACAUGUCAUUACUUCAACAUGUGUAUAUUAACUAUUGCAUCUAAAACUUGAAAGCAAUACGAAUCCUGCCGUAGUAUUUUGUAAAUGCGGUAGCAUCAGUUUUGUAAGGCAACGUUAAUCUAAAGAUUCGACUAAGCAUCUUGUAUUUAAUAUAUACACCGACGUAAUAAUAAUAAUAUAUUUUAUACUACAAUUUUCUAACCUCACACUUAUACAAAAGGGUAGGAUAUCAUAAGAGUGUUUACACAUAAACUUUUAAACAAUGAAUAAAAUAUUUGAGUUAAAUCAA
Drosophila eugracilis is the source of this 2206-nucleotide messenger RNA. It is a transcript of the gene M6, whose product is annotated as neuronal membrane glycoprotein M6-a. NCBI's taxonomy places the organism in Eukaryota, Metazoa, Arthropoda, Insecta, Diptera, Drosophilidae. The record is from RefSeq and is a predicted model, not a curated record. Gene Ontology annotation, cellular component: plasma membrane. The coding region runs from base 405 to 1364 and encodes 319 amino acids. Gene Ontology annotation, biological process: neuron projection development. The transcript is spliced from 5 exons.